Messenger RNA from Phytophthora infestans T30-4, 669 nucleotides. RefSeq lists its product as uncharacterized. The coding region runs from base 1 to 669 and encodes 222 amino acids. The record is from RefSeq and is a predicted model, not a curated record. NCBI's taxonomy places the organism in Eukaryota, Oomycota, Peronosporomycetes, Peronosporales, Peronosporaceae. The transcript is spliced from 5 exons.
AUGGCGGUGAGAAAUCGCGAUGGGGACAGCGCAGGGCGGCUGGUACGCGUGCUAGGAGACUGCGAUCUCGUCCACAUGGAGGCAGCAAUUGCCUGUUUGGGCAGUCUUAAAGGUGGCGUUAGAAUAGAGUCCUUGAUGAAACCUGGUGACGAUGACGAUGUGGACGUGCUGGAACGCAGUACUGAGGUAUUCCUGUCGCUUUCAGACCACAAGCAGAUUGCAAGACUGCAAGCUGCUUUAGCUACAAUCGUCAAUGCCUAUGACGUUCAUGUCCACUCACAAGAAAAUAAUUCGAGUCGGAAGCUAGUGCGCAUGGUGGCUGGAGCUGCAGUGACGCAAUCGAUGCGAGAUUGUACGGCUUCUCGGACAAACUUUUGCAUUUGGGGCUCGCAGGCGGAAAGAGCGCACGUGUUGCUUGAAUGGAUGGUGAGUCAUGAACAUGGGAGUGAUGACAGAGCAUUGUCGUCUCAUGACUACGUGCGACAGUUACUGUUGGAAUGGAUUCAGCCAUCCGUCGAGAAGCAAAAGCAGUUGGCUGGCUGUCUUACGCUAUUUGAACUGCUGCAGCGUCGUCGAAUUAUUCGAGUUGGUGACUCACACCGUGUCAAACCGUCAAAGCUUGCGCUGAUCGCUUUGGAAACACUUAUAUUGCUAUACGCAGUUGAUUGA